This is a messenger RNA of Meloidogyne enterolobii, 528 nucleotides long. NCBI's taxonomy places the organism in Eukaryota, Metazoa, Nematoda, Chromadorea, Rhabditida, Meloidogynidae. The record is from the annotation of a GenBank genome assembly.
AUGCAAAUUUGCACAGAUGUAAAAUAUGAGAAUAGAAGGAGACCAAAAUUUGCAGCUGUUGUUGAUGCCAAUUUUCAAAGGCAAUGUUUACAAGCUCAUAAUCACGUUAGACAGAUUUACGGCAUUCCUCCACUACUUUGGUCUCAAGAACUUGCCGAAUUGGCCAAAACAUGGGCUCUCAAAUUAACACAGCGAGGUCGUCUUUUGUUUCCAGAGUUGCCCGGAAUUGGGGAAAAUAUUUAUUUGCUAACUUCGGAUAAUUCUGUUGAGGUGUUUCAAGGAGCAUCAGAAUCAUUUAAGUGCACCACUGGAGAUCACUUGACUACUGGAAAUGAGCUUGUAGCCCUAUGGGCCACAGAAGCCAGGCAUUUUGAUUUUUCUAGGCCAAGAUGGAGUUUAGAAUGCAGACAUUUUACACAAAUGAUAUGGAGAGGUUCAACAGAAAUGGGUGUUGCUAGGCAUUGGGAUACUUCAACUGAUUGUAUGGCUAUUGGUAAGGGGAACCCCUUUAAACAGUUGAUAAAAUAG